UCGAACGGGGGCACCGCCCCAGCGCCUCGGCGCACACCCGGAAGCGGCUCAGUGCAGCGGAGCCUGGCGGGCGUGGGAACUCAGGCCCGGCCAAGGCGGGCAGGAGGUAAGAUGGCAGCUGGGCCAAAUGGGCACGAAGAGUGGGUGGGCAGUGCAUACCUGUUUUUGGAAUCCUUACUGGACAAGGUGGUUCUGUCUGAUGCCUAUGCACACCCCCAGAAGAAGGUGGCAGUAUACAGGGCUCUACAGACAUCAUUGACAGAGAGCGCUGAGAGCCCAGACGUGCUGCAGAUACUCAAGAUCCACCGCAGCGACCCGCAGCUGAUUGUGCAGUUGCGUUUCUGUGGGCGACAGCCCUGUAGCCGCUUCCUCCAAGUCUACCGGGAAGGAACUCUGCGCGCCAAGCUGCAAAGUUGCUUGGCAGCAGCGCUGGCCCAACACUCUGUACCGCUGCAGCUGGAGCUGCGCGCUGGAGCCGAGAGGCUAGAUGCUUGGCUGACGGACGAGGAGCAUUGUUUGAAUUGCAUCUUAGCCCAGAAGCCCGACCGGCUCCGGGAUGAGGAACUAGCUGAGCUGGAAGAUGCGCUCUGCAAUCUAACGUGUGGUUUGGAGGGCCAGGGUGAUAAUGUGGAUGUGGAUGUUGAUGUCCUCCCAGCCCCCUCGCAGUCCCUGGUCCCCUCUCCGCCAGAGGAAAAGCCACCGCCCUUGUCUGGACAGACGUUUCUGUUCCAGGGUCGGCCAGUAGCGAAUCGRCCACUGAGCCUGCAGGAUCAACAGACGUUCGCACGUUCAGUGGGCCUCAAGUGGCGUAGGGUGGGACGCUCACUGCAGCGCAGCUGUCGGGCAUUGCGCGACCCAGCGUUGGACUCACUGGCCUAUGAAUACGAGCGUGAUGGGCURUACGAGCAGGCCUUCCAAUUGCUGCGUCGCUUCGUGCAGGCAGAGGGCCGCCGAGCCACACUGCAGCGCCUAGUAGAGGCGCUUGAGGAGAAUGAGCUCACCAGUCUGGCAGAGGACCUGCUGGGCAUGGCAGGUCCUGAUGGAGGCCUGGCCUAGACCCGGUUCCAAGGAUGCAGCAGUCUACCAGGAGCCCAGCAGCGUUUGGAGCAUCUGGAUGGUUCUAGAGUCCCUUCUGCUACUACUGUUACUAUUGCUGACCCUCCUUCCAAAUCCACUGGAACCCUACAACUACAUUUAAAACCUCUACUUCACUGAGCUCCUGCAGCAGAGUUGAGUGCCUUCUCCAGGAUCCAUAGGAACACCUGUUGAGCUCCUGGGACAUACCACUGGGGAUUCUGCUCUAGAUUCUUUGAUGGAGACAGUAUGAAUGUCGUUCUCAUCCUCCUCUAUCCCCAAAAGAGAAUCUUCUGGUUAGCCCUCACCCCCUUCACUCCUUGAACAGUGACUCAAUAAGCGCCUGGAAUUUCCUUGUCCUAGGCACCACCCUCGGUGCUGCAAAUACUGUAGUGAACCAAAUACCCAAAUCCCGCUUGCCCCAGCUCACUCAGUGUGAGACCC
Urocitellus parryii (Arctic ground squirrel) is the source of this 1518-nucleotide messenger RNA. It is a transcript of the gene Tradd, whose product is annotated as TNFRSF1A associated via death domain. The record is from RefSeq and is a predicted model, not a curated record. Gene Ontology annotation, molecular function: transmembrane receptor protein tyrosine kinase adaptor activity. Gene Ontology annotation, cellular component: tumor necrosis factor receptor superfamily complex. NCBI's taxonomy places the organism in Eukaryota, Metazoa, Chordata, Mammalia, Rodentia, Sciuridae. Gene Ontology annotation, biological process: positive regulation of canonical NF-kappaB signal transduction; extrinsic apoptotic signaling pathway.